Molecule: messenger RNA, 3351 nt
Organism: Rana temporaria (common frog)
Lineage: Eukaryota; Metazoa; Chordata; Amphibia; Anura; Ranidae
Gene: IER5
Product: immediate early response 5
Exons: 1
Coding region: 133-939 (268 amino acids)
Source: RefSeq, a predicted model, not a curated record
AAGCGCGCCCGCGCAUAGUUGGCGCUGGGACCUAGUCACGCGAGGGUCUCGUUGCUGCUUUUUUCCUGCACGUUAUACAACAAGUCAGCAACGCUGGGCAACGAAGCCGCGCUAUCCCCUGCAGCCUAUAAGAUGCAGCGAGAGGUCGAGGUUGAGAGUCCCCCCGGGCUGGGCUUCCGCCUGGAGGCGCACCGCAUCGUCAGCAUCUCGCUGGGGAAGAUCUACCACUCCCGGGUACAGCGGGGCGGCAUUAAGCUCCAUAAGAACCUCAUGGUGUCCCUGGUACUGCGGAGCGCCCAGCAGGUCUACCUGAGCCAGACGGCCGAGGAGCUGCACGCAGAAUACCAGCUCUACCCCCCGCAGACGUACCGGGCGCCGGAGAGCUGCUCGUGCCCCGGGCCUGAGGAAGAAGAGGAGGGGGAAGAAUCGUCAUCGUGUGCCCGCACCGAGAGCCGCCUCCCCCGGGCCUGUCCGUGCCCCGAACCCCGAGUGUGCCGAGCGCCUCCCCGGGGGCUCCCCUGCUGCUCCUGUCACUCACACCCGGACUGUACGCUGGCGGAGCCCCGCAGAGACUGUCCGAGCCAAGAGGAGGCCGAUCCCCCGCAGAGCCCUCCGUGCUGCCGGAAGAGGAGCGGGGGAAGUGCGCCGGACGGACCGGCUAUGAAGCGAGCCAGGCGGGAACAGAGAGAGCAGGAAGUGCCGGAGCCGGCGGAGGAGGCCGAGGAGCAAAUGGAGACAGAGAAUGUGGCCAACCUCAUCAGUAUCUUCGGCUCCAGCUUCUCCGGACUUCUUACUAAGGAGCCGGGGACCGCGGGGGAGGAGCAGGAGGCCGCGCAGGAGGUACAGGAGCUGGACUCUCCAUCUGGACAGAGCUGUGCUACCGAGCCUGCCAUCAGCUCCAAUAUUACCCCAUGGAGCACGGCCAUAGAGGCCUUCUGAUGACUGCCUGGACUGACCUCCCUGCCUACAGACACUGGGGAGGGGGGCCACUGAGCACUGAUCACCAGGGGGGGUCCCAUCCCACCAAUGGGGGGAGAGAGCUGACCCGGAGCCAUGUCCUUGUCUUCUUCUAUGUUUGUGGCUUGGAGGCCUGUUAGUCUGUGUUAUGACAUUUCGGAUGUGUGGGGGGGGUUCCAGGAGUCACUAUCGGGAUUUGCCACCUUCCUGUGCCAGGGGUGGGCUAACCGUUUCUGUGUCAAGGGAAGGGUUUUAGGGUCACUCCACCUUAAACUCGUGACAUGUAAUGAGACCAGCCUUUUUUAUUUAUGGUGAGGUCUUGUAGGUCAGGCUUCCUUCCCAUAGCCUAGUGCUGGCACCACACUUCACAAGGUCUUGUAGAUAGGGCGCCCUCAUCUGGGGUGGUCACAGAAGUCCAGUUCUGGCCACACACUCAGGCUCUCCACAUGGGCUGGCCACACACUCAGAUCGGGCUCUCCACAUGGGCUGGCCACAUUUUGCUAGGUCUUGUAGAUCAGGCAUCCCAACCUGGCGUGGUCACAGGGGUCCAGUGCUAGCCACAUGCCUAGAUCAGCCUCUCCCCAGGAGUCUACAGCUGGCCACACUUACCUGGGGUGGUCACUGGGGCCUUAUGCUGGCCCCAUACUUAGGUUCUGUAGAACAGACACCCUUACGUGGGGUGAUCACACAAGUCCAGUGCUGGCCACACACUUAGAUCAGUAGUCUACAGCUAAGCUAGGUCUUGUAUUUCAGGCUCUUUCUAUUAACUGGGGUGGCCAUAGGAGCCCAAAGCUGGUUACAAAUUGGGUUGGUCCUUUAGAUUGUUCAGAAUUUAAGGUCCUGUAGAUUGGGCACUCUUAUCUGGGUGAUUGAGACCAGUGCUGACCAUACACUGGGCUUGAUCUUGUAGAUCAUGCUUUUCUUUGGGUGAUUUAGAAGUCCAAUGUUGGCCGUGUAGAUCAUACAUUCUUUGGGGUGGUUGAGGAGUCUCGGGAUUGCCACGCACUUGGUUAAUUAUGGUAGAUCAGGCUUUCUUUCCUAGGGUGGUUGAGGAGUCCAUGCUGAACACACACAUAUGGUGAGGUCUUGUAUUUCAGGCUUUCCCCUCUGGGGUGGACACAGUAGUCUGAUGCUGGCUGCACACUUGACAAUUUAAUUGAUCUUCCCAAAGAGAUCCACACCGACCACCGAAAGUGGCUGUUAAUAGAUUGCCUUGGUGUGCUGAUCAUUUUUGGUUGAAUGGAAAUGGUCAGAAUUGUGGGGUGUAUGGCCAGCAUUGCACUUGUGGUCUAAUAUUGGGGGGGGGGGGCAUACAAAUGUCACCUUCUCUUUUCCUCCUGACAUAAAAGAAGCUUGUCUCUUGAAAAUAGGAAUUUAAAGUGGAGCGAUCUUUCAAAGGUUUAUUUUUUCAUCUGAUAUUUAUAAGAAAAGCCGUGAACGCUCUCCUGGCAUUGGUUGUGUGUUAACAUCUAAAAAUGAAAAGGUUUAUUUUUCCGGGAGGGAGGUGGGUGGUUUGUCUUGCACCAGAAAUGUUUUUUCUAUGCUUAUAAGUAAUUCCUGAACACUUGGGAGCCAAGUCCCCCCCCCCCCCUUCCCCAGUUCACAUCUGUCCACGUAACUCCCCCUCCCCCGCCAAGAAUGUCUCACCAUCCCCCACUUCUAUCUUUUGGCCACCACGUGCACGGGGAGUUCCCCAUUUAGGGAGGGGGAAGGGAAGUUCCCAUCUGCUUUACACUGCCCCUCUCCCACUCAUUGUGUGCUGGCGCCCGCAAUGUUAGUUUACACAGCCACUCCUUCCUGUUACAUGUCCUGACUUGUGUAAAAUACCAAACAACUGACUAUGCGGGCACCAGCGCUUUUUUUUUUUUUUUCCCCCUCAGUAAAUCCCUCUUACUGCAGCCUUGGAUUGCUUUCCUGACGGCCUGCGGUUUCUACUAAUUCAUAAUCACUGUGGAUUUUAUUUUCAGUUAUCAGCUUCCUUAGGAGUCAGAAAUCUCAUUCUGGCCUCAAACCCUAAAGAUGUUUCUAAUUUUGGUUUUUGGUGCACAGACAAAAUUGCCGGUACUGGCUUCCCCCGAUAGCAGACACGAUUGCUGAACUGUUGAAGCAUGAAGAAGUGAAUACGUGUUUCUUUGUUAAUAUAGGGAGUCGAGAAGCCCUAUUAUAAUUGUAUAUGUAUUUGUUGAAAGCUCCGUCAGACUUGGUGCUUGUCAUCCAUUCAGCUCUGCCCACGUUAGCCGGAUCUCCCGCCUUUGUUUUAGAAGAUGGGAUUUCUGGCGAGAAGCGACUACCAUGGGAGUUUACAGUAUUUUUAAUGCACAAUGCUGUAUCCUGGAUUUCUGUAUAAAAUUACGUUUCUACGUGUUUGACACGUAUUAAAUAUUUUGAAAAGUU